Messenger RNA from Periophthalmus magnuspinnatus, 3578 nucleotides. It is a transcript of the gene frrs1a, whose product is annotated as ferric-chelate reductase 1a. The record is from RefSeq and is a predicted model, not a curated record. Gene Ontology annotation, molecular function: oxidoreductase activity, acting on metal ions. The transcript has 17 exons. NCBI's taxonomy places the organism in Eukaryota, Metazoa, Chordata, Actinopteri, Gobiiformes, Gobiidae. The coding region runs from base 55 to 1845 and encodes 596 amino acids.
GACAGACACAGUAGAAGUAAUGGGACAUGAGCUAGUAGCCGGUUCUCUUCUAGUAUGAUGUCUCAGUGGUGCCUCUCCUGUUUCCUCCUACUUCUGUCCCUGUGUCUCCCCGUGUGGCCCUAUCCUAAUGGUAAAGUGACCCAAUCCUGCACCAGCCUGGAACCCUACCACCACAGCCAGGGUCAGAGCAGCCCCAGCCCCUACCUUCUCCAAGCCAAUGCGUCCAGUUUCAGCCCAGGGGACCACGUGGAAGUGACUCUGUCAGGGCAAGUCUUCAAGGGCUUUCUCCUCCAGGCGCGGGACCCUACCCAAAGUGUUCCCUCUGCUGUCGGCUCCUUCAGCCUCACGGACCCCCGCUCUACCCAGCUGCUCACCUGCAACAAGCACCAGGGCUCCGCGGUUAGCCACACCAGUAAGUCCCACAAGAGUCUGGUCCGAGUGAUCUGGAGAGUCCCUAAUGUUGCCCCAGCACAAGUCCAGUUCUUUGUCACUGUUGUCUCUCACUAUGACAAAUACUGGGUAAAAGUCCCUGGACCAAUCAUCACUCUGCAUGGUGUGACACCCCGCCCCCCUGUGCCAACGCCCUCCUCAGCUCCGACUCCAAAACCCACCUCCUCUGUUCUGCCUGGACAAUUCAGCUCAGAGGGGUGUGGUCUGUCUAAAUCCUGCCUCCUAGACCCGCCCGGCUGUGACCCCUCCCACCACCCUGACUGUUUCUACUUGUCCGCCACCACCCAAGGGCCUCCAGAGCAACAGUCCGUAGUGUUUGAGCUGAGUGGGCCUUCGAAGGGGUACAUCGCAUUUGCCCUCUCCCGGGACACGUGGAUGGGCGACGAUGACGUGUACCUGUGUCUGAAUGAAUACGGCCGAGUGUCUGUGGAGGCGGCCAUCUUGAGAGGACGAACACCCCCAAAGGAAAGCACUCAGUCAGGUCUGCACUCUGUCUCCUGGAGGAUCACCGAUGGAAUCAUCCAAUGCCGCUUCAGUCGCCCUGUCAAACCGACCAAUCAGGACUCUGAUCGCUUUGAUCUGGAGCAGGAGUACUUCCUGUUUGUGGCUAAUGGACCCGCCUACCAAGGGAGCAUUGGGAAACACAGCCAGCAGCCCUUGGUGUCAGAGGGCAGAGUCCGUCUGACCGGGACUCCCAUCACACUUCGAGGCAGUCGCGGGCCCACCCUCCUCAAGGUGCAUGGAGCCCUGAUGCUGUUGGCCUGGAUGCUAACAGGCAGUAUCGGCACAUUUAUAGCCAGUUUCUAUAAGAACGAAUGGGCCUCUCAUACACUGUGUGGGCAGAAGAUAUGGUUCCAGGUUCACCGGGGACUCAUGAUGCUGACGGUAGCUCUGACUGCAGUGGGGUUCUGUCUGCCGUUUGUCUACAGAAGAGGAUGGAGCACGCCUGCCGGGGUCCACCCAUACCUAGGCUGUUGUGUCUUGGCCCUGUCCCUACUCCAGCCAAUCACAGCCUGUGCCAGACCUCCCCCCGACUCUCCCAGGAGGUACAUCUUUAACUGGCUGCACUGGGGUGUGGGGACGCUCACUGAGGUUAUGGCAGUGGCGACCAUGUUCCUCGGAGUUGGCCAAUCGUCUUUGCCACUGCCAUCGUCGUUAGCAACCCACAUCCUGAUUGGCUACGCAUCCUGGUGGAUGGGGUUCAGGCUCCUCCUCUUCAUUCAUAAACACUUCUACAUGACUAAAUUUCAAGCAGAGGACCAAUGUGGCAUUCUGUCUGACCAAUCAGGAGGCAGAAUCAAGACAUCCUGGUUCAAGUCCCUGGUGCUGCCCGUGGUGGUAUUGGGGAACCUGGGUCUCCUGUCUGCACUGCUCUCCUCUGUCACCCAACUAUGAAGACACCAAGAGAAGACGGCUCAGUUUGUGUCAAUAUAAUUUAUUUAGAUGCUAUGAAUAACUGAUUUGCACUUCAGUUGUUCAUAGUUAUUCAUGCUAGAAAUGUUGUUAAUAUAUUUAGUGUUUUGCUUUGUAUGUAAAAUAUGAAUAAUAACGCCAAAGAAAAUUCUAAGAGUACUAAUUUGGACAUAUCUAUUUGAAAUUGUAUUUUAUGCAGGGGGAAUAACAAAUUAACUAAAUACUCACUACUGUAAUUGAGUAGGUUUACAUGACUACAACACACGUCUCAAAUCUGUUAAAUUGAUAUAAAAUACUGAUCUAAAAUGACACUAAAAAGCUGUUAAAAAAAUAACUAGUAACAAGUAACUAGUAAUAAGUACUCUUGAGUAGUAUUUUUCAUGUGUACCGUUUACUUUUACUUAAGUACAAUUUUGGAAGCAGUACUUGUAAUUGAGCACAUUUUUAGCCACAUGACUGUACUUUUACUUGAGUACAAAUUUGCAGUACUCUUUCCAUUACUGAUUUUGUGCUAUGAAUAAUGACCAAUGAUGGAAGGAGUAACUAAUUAAAAGUACUGAUACAGGAGCAAAAAGAUCAUUCCAUGAGAAGUAUCGAGGUCAUUUAAAGCAUCAAAUGUAGCUGUUUUUUGUUCACCAGAAAUAAUUGAUCUCCAAAUUUUUUGUUGUAUGUUUUUUUUUUUUUUUUUGUCAUGCUAUGAACAUGCUAAAAAUAAAGCCAUUUCAGCAGAAACGUUAAAAAAUAUAGUAGAGUAGAAAGUAUACACUGUAAAAUGUACUUAAAGAUGGUGUAUUUUACUUAUAUGGGGUAUUAACUGCUAACACAUAACAUAUUUAGAUCACCAUGUUACAUUUGUAUUGUUUUGGAAAUCCUAUAUUUGAUGAAAACAAAGUAUUAGCAUGUUUUUACAGGUUUCACUUUCAUUUUUGAUGCUCUGAGCGCUUUUACAUUACAAUCAGCCUGUAUCCCACUAAUGAAGCUACUGCACAUCGCAUCAGGUUUGUCAAGAUGAAUACUGGUAGGCUUGAUUUGAACUCUGUCAUUGCAUAUUGCCUGGCAGAUAAAAUGCAUGUUUGGAUCACAUUCAAUACAUAAUAUAUCUCGACUGAAUUCAUGUUUUAAAGUAGCGACUCUGAAUGCUCUGUGCCAUGGGACUACCAUAUGGUAUUAUUCCAGUAGGAUUUCCAGUGUUUGUUGUCAUUGGCAACAGAGUGAGAUUCCUGAACAUAGACAAAAUCUGAUUUCUAAUGUACAAUUUGACUUAUUUUAAUAGAUUAUAAUGGGGAUGGGGAUUAUGGGUGAAUGUGAAUGACUUUGCAUUAAAGUGUGUUUGCAUUGAUGUCCCUCACUAAACACAAGGCACAGUUAUUCUUCGCUCAUGUAGUCCUCACCUUGUCCUGGUGCAGACCUCCUGAAAAUGAUAUAAAGUGAUUAAAAAAAAGAUGAUUCCAUGUUAUAGAGCAAAUGUGUCAAACUCAAGGCCCGGGGGCCAAAUGCGGCCCGCCACAUCAUUUUAUGUGGCCCGCAAGAAGAUAAAUUAAAAGGCAUUUUAAAAUAAGUCUAUACUGCUUUAAUGUGUGCACUGACAAUAAACUAAUGAGAUUUUCCCAGCAAGUGGAACUGAGAAAUAUUUGCAAAUAAUCAUCACAAAAUGUUCAUGAAGAAGAAAAUUGUUGUUAGGAAGAAAGGUGAAUACAAGUUUGUGCUUUGAGGAG